Molecule: messenger RNA, 5283 nt
Organism: Orbilia oligospora ATCC 24927
Lineage: Eukaryota; Fungi; Ascomycota; Orbiliomycetes; Orbiliales; Orbiliaceae
Exons: 8
Coding region: 1-5283 (1760 amino acids)
Biological process (GO): transcription by RNA polymerase II
Cellular component (GO): RNA polymerase II, core complex
Molecular function (GO): DNA binding
Source: RefSeq, a predicted model, not a curated record
AUGUCGCUCUCACAUACUUUCCCACACUCCUCGGCGCCUUUGCGCACAAUCCAGGAGGUCCAGUUUGGUUUGUUGUCGCCAGAGGAGAUCAAGGGGAUGAGUGUGUGCCACAUUGAAUUCCCGGAGACUAUGGACGAGUCCAAGCUACGACCGCGAGAACGCGGUCUUAAUGAUCCCCACAUGGGUUCGAUCGAUAGAUCCUUCAAAUGCGCUACUUGCGACGAAAAUAUGUCAGAAUGUCCAGGCCAUUUCGGACAUAUCGAACUGGCCAAACCAGUUUUCCACAUUGGUUUUAUUACAAAAAUCAAAAAGGUCUUGGAAACAGUUUGCUUCAACUGUGGCAAGAUCCUGCUUGAUGAAAACACUUUGGCUAACAUCUGCAUCUUGCGAUGCGUGAUCUCAAAGAGUAACCCUCAAUUCGUCGAUGCAAUGCGUAUACGAGAUCCGAAAGCUCGUUUCAACGCGGUCUGGCGUAUCUGCCGGGCUAAAAAUGUUUGCGAAAGCGACGCCAACGAAGGUGAGGAGGAAGGGCCGAAUGAUGCUUUACCUGGCGAGGAGAAGGCCCGAAAACAUAAGCAUGGCGGCUGUGGUAACGCCCAGCCCACUAUCCGAAAGGAUGGUCUCAAACUUAUUGGAACUUGGAAGCCCAGCAAAGAUGAGGAUGAAGAAAACCCGCAGCCGACCAAGCGGAAUCUGACACCGCAGAUGGUUCUUAAUAUCUUCAAACACAUUACAGACGAUGAAAUCACGAAAAUGGGUUUGAACAAAGAUUACGCAAGACCCGAAUGGAUGGUCAUUACCGUCCUUGCAGUUCCACCACCACCUGUCCGACCCAGUAUUUCUGUUGACGGCAUGGGAGGUGGUGGAAUGCGUGGGGAGGAUGAUUUGACAUUCAAAUUGGGAGAUAUCAUCAAGGCCAACAACAAUCUUCAAAGAUGCGAGCAGGAGGGCUCCCCCGCACACGUUGUCAAUGAGUUUGAGUCCCUACUGCAAUUCCAUGUUGCUACAUUCAUGGACAACGAUAUUGCUGGUCAGCCACAGGCUGUUCAAAAAUCGGGCCGUCCCAUCAAGUCGAUCAGAGCCAGAUUAAAGGGAAAGGAAGGAAGAUUGCGUGGCAAUCUUAUGGGAAAGCGUGUCGACUUUUCAGCCCGUACCGUCAUUACUGGAGAUCCAAACUUGUCUCUCGAUGAAGUUGGUGUCCCACGAAGUACCGCGAGGAUCCUCACUUACCCGGAGACAGUCACUCCGUACAACAUCAAAAAAUUGUCUGCCUUAGUCAAGAAUGGACCUAACGAGCACCCUGGUGCUAAAUACGUGAUCCGAGAUACUGGUGAACGUAUUGAUUUGAGACAUCAUAAGCGCGCUGGUGAAAUCGCCUUACAAUACGGUUGGAAGGUCGAGAGACACAUCGUUGAUGGUGAUUUCGUCAUCUUCAAUCGUCAGCCAUCCCUCCACAAAGAAUCUAUGAUGGGUCAUCGCGUGAGAGUGCUUCCAUACUCAACUUUCCGUCUAAACUUGUCUGUCACGUCUCCCUACAACGCCGAUUUCGACGGUGAUGAAAUGAACAUGCACGUUCCUCAGUCCGAGGAAACAAGAGCUGAAGUCAGUCAGCUUUGCAUGGUCCCACUGCAGAUCGUGUCCCCACAAAGGAACGGUCCGUUGAUGGGUAUCGUGCAGGACACUCUUUGUGGUGUUUACAAGCUUUGUCGUCGAGAUGUUUUCUUGGACAGGGACCAACUUAUGAACGUUCUAUUGUGGGUCCCCGAAUGGGACGGUACAUUUCCCCCACCCGCCAUUGUCAAACCUUCUCCGAGAUGGACCGGUAAGCAGCUCAUCAGCAUGGUUAUUCCGAAGGGAAUUAACCUUGUGAAGCCUGAUAAGGAAGGCAUGAGCCCCCUCGCCGAUACCGGUCUCUGUGUUACCGAUGGUGAGUUGAUGUUCGGUUUGUUCAGCAAGAAGUCUGUUGGUGCCUCUCAGGGUGGUAUGAUCCAUACUAUCUACAACGAAAAAGGAUGGCAAACCUGUAUGGGAUUCUUCAACGGAACGCAGCGUGUGGUUAAUUACUGGCUGCUCCAUAACGGAUUCAGUAUUGGUAUUGGUGACACCAUUCCUGAUGCGGCUACCAUUCAGAAGAUUCAGGAUAUCGUUACACAGAGGAAGGCUGAGGUCGACGAGGUUACCAAACAAGCCCAGGACAACGUGCUUGAAGCAUUACCCGGUAUGAACAUCAGAGAGACAUUCGAAAACAAGGUAUCUCGAUCUUUGAACUUGGCUCGUGAUGACGCCGGUUCUGCGACCGAAAAGUCUUUGAAGGAUCUGAACAACGCCAUUCAGAUGGCUCGUUCCGGUUCCAAGGGUUCGAACAUCAAUAUCUCUCAGAUGUCUGCUGUCGUCGGCCAGCAGUCAGUUGAGGGAAAACGUAUCCCGUUCGGUUUCAAAUAUCGAACGCUGCCACAUUUCACCAAGGACGACUACAGUCCGGAGUCCCGUGGUUUCGUCGAAAAUUCUUACCUUCGAGGUCUCACACCACAAGAAUUCUUUUUCCACGCCAUGGCUGGUCGUGAAGGUUUGAUCGAUACCGCUGUCAAGACUGCGGAAACCGGAUACAUCCAGCGAAGAUUGGUCAAAGCCCUAGAAGACGUCAUGUGUAAAUAUGAUGGAACUGUCAGAAACUCUCUCGGUGAUAUCAUCCAGUUUUGCUACGGUGAGGACGGCCUUGACGGACAACAUAUGGAGCUCCAAAAGGUCGAUAUCAUUACCUGCUCCAACAAAGACCUCGAAAAGAAAUUCCGUGUCGAUCUUAUGGAUCCUUCUUUGUCCCUUUCUCCGGAACAUCUAGAGGUUGCUUCCGAGAUUCAAGGCGACGCUGAAAUCCAGGCGGUCCUUGACGAGGAAUGGGAAAGGGUUCUCCACGCCCGCGAAACUAUCCGGGAAGUCGCAAAGGAUGCCGAUGACUCGAUGCAUCUACCCAUCAACGUUCUUCGUAUCCUUGAAAACGCCAAAUCAAUUUUCCGUAUCAAGAAGAAUGGUCGCAGUGACCUUGAACCAGUCGAAACUGUCCACAAAAUCAAACAAUUGCUUGAUGAGCUCGUUGUCAUCCGUGGAAGUGACCCGAUUUCUAUUGAAGCUCAAUACAAUGCUACCCUCCUUUUCCGCUCCCAUCUACAAGGCAGACUUGCAUUCAAGCGCCUUGUUUUGGAAUACCGUCUCACAAAGGUCGCUUUGGAUUGGGUCAUCGGAGAAAUCAAGGCCCGUUUCGCAAAAGCCGCUGCAAACCCUGGUGAAAUGGUUGGUGUCUUGGCCGCACAGUCUAUCGGUGAACCAGCUACACAGAUGACGCUAAACACCUUCCAUUUCGCCGGUGUGUCGUCCAAGAACGUUACCCUCGGUGUGCCGCGUUUGAAAGAAAUUUUGAAUGUUGCCAAGAAUAUCAAGACUCCUUCUCUUACGGUUUAUCAGGAGCCAGAGCACAUGUAUAACCGUGAGAAGGCCAAGUUGCUACGAAGCGCCGUCGAACACACCACUCUACGGUCCGUCUGCGAGGCAACAGAAAUUUAUUUCGACCCAGAGCCAAAGGAUACUGUUAUCGAAGCAGAUAAGGAUAUUGUAGAAGCUUUCUUCUUCAUGCCUGACGCAGCUGUCGAACAGCAUAUUUCCAGACAUUCGCCGUGGGUUUUGCGUAUCAUCAUCGACCGUAGGAAGAUGAUUGACAAGGGCCUGCGUAUCGAGGAUAUCGCGGGUAAGAUUAUGGAAACAUACGACCGCGAUCUUUUCGUCAUAUUCAGUGACAACAAUGCAGACGAGUUGGUUAUUCGUUGCAGGCUUCUAAUUGACCGAGAAGAUAAGGAAGGGCUAGAAGAAGACCUCAUGCUUAAGCGGUUUGAGGCACACGUUCUAGACGCCUUAACUUUGAGAGGUGUCCAGGGUAUCUCUAGGGCCUUCAUCAACGAAAAGACCCGAGUCAAGGUCGAUAACAACGGCGGGCUUGUCAUGAAUAGAAGCGAACCAGGCUGCAUUGAGUAUGUUCUUGACACCAGCGGAACAAACCUAGCUGCAGUACUCACUAUCGACGGAGUUGACCCUACUCGUGCCUACUCAAACAACUUCGUCGAAGUCCUGGAGGUGUUUGGUAUCGAGGCCACCAGAGGCGCGCUACUCAAGGAAUUGACACAAGUGUUGGCUUUCGACGGUUCUUACGUCAACCAGCGUCACUUGACCUUGCUUUGCGAUGUAAUGACCUCCCGUGGUCAUUUGAUGGCUAUUACCCGGCACGGCAUCAACAGAGCAGACACCGGUGCUCUCAUGCGUUGUUCUUUCGAAGAAACUGUGGAAAUUCUUCUCGAGGCUGCCGCUGCCGGCGAACUUGAUGAUUGCCGCGGUAUCUCUGAGAACGUUAUGUUGGGUCAGCUUGCGCCAAUGGGUACUGGUGAAUUCGAUGUCUAUCUCGAUGAGGGUAUGCUCAGCCAACUCAUCACAGACAAUACCCGAACUGGAGCGCCAUUCGCCAACAAAGCAGACAACGGUUUCGAUUCAGGCCAAAUGACACCAUACGAUCUUGGCUCUGGUUCUCCAGAUCCAAUGUACCUCGGUGCGGCCUCUCCUGGCUUUAACGUUUCAUUCUCUCCUAUGGUCCAAUCGGGAAGCGACUAUGAGCCACCUAGCUACCCCAUGCCGGAACCAUUCGGUGGAACCACUCCAAGAAGUCCUUUUGGGAUGGCCUCUCCCGGAUAUUCCCCGGCUUCGCCAAACUACUCACCAACUUCCCCGCGCAUGGCUACCAGCCCGGGGUUCUCAGGUGGCCUUGGAUUCUCUCCAGCCAGUCCAGCAUAUUCGCCAACAUCCCCUGCUUACUCUCCCACAUCUCCCUCUAUGGCUGGUGGUGCAUACGGAACAUCUCCCACAUCUCCUAGCUACUCACCUACCUCUCCAAGUUACUCGCCCACUUCACCAUCGUUCUCUCCAACUAGCCCGUCCUACAGUCCUACGUCGCCGGCGUAUAGCCCUACGUCGCCGCAGUAUAGUCCGACGAGCCCACAGUUCAACGGUGGUGGUGGAACCACGAACUUUAGUCCUACCUCUCCUACGAGUCCCAGCUACAGCCCAACAUCUCCUCAGUACUCGCCUACCAGUCCGAAUGCUUACUCACCAACCUCACCUCAGUUCGCUACUCCUGGAUCUCCAGGUGGUGCCGCGCCGUACAGCAUCUCUUCGCCAAUCUGGAGUCCUUCCAGCCCAAGGUUCUCUCCAAAUUCCCCAAGAGACCCACCGGCGCGAAGUGGCUAA